UCAGAGUGUGGGAAAGGUUUCUGUCAGAACUCUUGCCUGGUGAUACACCAGAGGACUCACACUGGGGAGAAACCAUAUGAGUGUUUGGAUUGUGGGAAAAGUUUCAAUAAUAAAUCUAACCUUGUGCAACACCAGAGGACUCACACGGGCGAGAAACCAUAUGAGUGUCCAGAUUGUGGGAAAAGUUUCAGUCAGAACUCUAACCUGGUGAUACACCAGAGGACUCACACUGGGGAGAAACCGUAUCAGUGUUUGGAUUGUGGGAAAAGUUUCAGUAAUAAUUCCAGCCUUGUGCAACACCAGAGGACUCACACGGGCGAGAAACCAUAUGAGUGUCUAUACUGUGGGAAAAGUUUCAGUCAGAACUCUUGCCUGGUGAUACAUCAGAGGACUCACAUGGGACAGAAACAAUACGAGUGUCCAGAGUGUGGGAAAAGUUUCCGUCAGAACUCUUGCCUGGUGAUACACCAGAGGACUCACACUGGGGAGAAACCGUAUGAGUGUUCGGAUUGUGGGAAAAGUUUCACUAAUAAAUCCAGCCUUGUGCAACAUCAGAGGACUCACAUGGACGAGAAACCAUAUGAGUGUCCAGAUUGUGGGAAAAGUUUUCGUCAAAAUUACAAUCUGGUCAGACACCAGAGGAUUCACACAGGACAAAAACCGUAUGAGUGUCUAGAGUGUGGGAAAAGUUUCUAUCAGAACUCUUCCCUGGUGAUACACCAGAGGACUCACACUGGGGAGAAACCAUAUGAGUGUUCGGAUUGUGGGAAAGGUUUCACUAAUAAAUCCAGCCUUGUGCAACACCACAGGACUCACACAGGUGAGAAACCCUAUGAGUGUCCGGAUUGUGGGAAAAGUUUCAGUCAGAACUCUAACCUGGUGAUACACCAGAGGACUCACACUGGGGAGAAACCGUAUGAGUGUUUGGAUUGUGGGAAAAGUUUUCGUCAAAAUUCCGACCUGGUGAUACACCAGAGAACGCACACAGGAGAGAAACCAUUUGAAUGUUCAGAUUGUUGGAAAAGUUUCAGUCGUAAUUCUGCCUUAGUGACACACAUGAGUUCUCACAGGAGAGAAACCCUAUAAGUGCCCAAUUGUGGGAAAGCUUUCAGUUGGAAUUCUGACCUGGUGAGACAUCAGAGGAUUCAUACAGGAUGAGUGCUUGGAUUGUGGAAAAAGUUUCAGUUGGAAUUCCCACCUGGUGGAACAAUAGGGAACUGACACAGAAGAGGAGCCCUUUGAAUGUUCCAAUUGUCAGAAAGCUUUCACAGGUACUGUAGGUCUUAUCUAAUAAUUCAUGUCAGUUUACACACAGAUCAGAAGCCAUUCAGAUGUCCAAACUGUGGUCAGUGUUUCACUCACAACUCUUUACUAUUGUUAAAAAUGAGGACUCGUACAGGAGUAAAGCCAUUAGCUUUCUGAUUGGAAGGAAAGCUUGAUGGGGUCAAAUAAAAAAUUCAAUAAUUCAUAAGAAUAUACAUUGCUUGUUUUCAGCUUGCUGGAUUAAUUUCAGUCAAAGAGUCAAGUUUAUUUAGAUACGAGAGACUCAACCAGAAGAAAUGCUCAGACACAAGAGUAUUUGCCUGCAAAAAUCAAUGAAUCAGUAAAUGAGAAUUAGGAUUUCAACAAGAGUUUUCUGAAAGUAUAGUAAGAAACUAAAUGUAACUAGUUUCU
Notechis scutatus (mainland tiger snake) is the source of this 1674-nucleotide messenger RNA. The record is from RefSeq and is a predicted model, not a curated record. Lineage: Eukaryota; Metazoa; Chordata; Lepidosauria; Squamata; Elapidae.